UGGAUACUAACGUUACACACUCAAACAAUAAGGAAAUGGGCAGUGUUGAGAAAGUGGUUGGGGUGAAGAAAGUGGAACAGGACCCGGAGACAUGGGAUCAUAGCAUGCCUUUGCCCGGAGAUAUAAUCGAAGGCAUAGCUGCUACUGCUGCUGAUAGCUCAUUUAUGCAGGCCAAAGGGUGGUCUGAGCUAACGUUGGUAGUUGCUCGGAUCAUCGGGCGGGCUGAUUGUGUUUGGUUGAAAGUUAGGAGAGGGGAGUGUAGUGUAAAGAUCCCGGUUUGCAUCGUUCAACAGAACCGUUCACAUCUGCAGAAAAGGGUGAAGAUCAGAGCAGCAUGUGAUGAGAAACAUGUUGCUGUCUUAUCUGAGUUAACUGUUGAAGAGUGCACAGAACUUCAAGAAAUGAGCAGAAGGGUAGUGAAUAUGGAGUCUGCCAGGGGAUUCAACCAGAUGCCAUUGCAAUACGACUGGAGGUUGAAGGUGAGAACUUACCUACCCGAUUCGCGUUCCACGGUGAUUAGCUCCAUUUUCUUCAUGCCUCUCCCAGGUGAAGGCCGUAUAGAACCCACCAUUAUCAGAACUAUGGCCUGGUUCUCAGCAGCAGUCUCAGGAGGAAUCCCCAUUGUUUUUGUUAAUAUCCAGACUGAGCAAAUCAUCCCUUUGGAGAGAAGAAAUGCUACUAGGAAACAAAAUUCCAUUUCUGUAUUCCAAUUUGUUCAAGGUGUGAGGUUAUGGUUCCUACCUGGUGUAGCAGAGGUCCCAAUUGAUCUUAUACCCGAACCGGGAGAGCCUCGAUUCGGUUUAGACAUUAGGCGGACCGAAGAGGGCUUUUUUUGUGUGUAUUCUGUAACGAGCGGGACAGCUGCGGGGCGGGCAGGGCUCGGGCAGCUGUUCGAGCAAGCGAACAGAACCGGGCACUUGCUGGUGAUUUCGCGGUUAGAAGGGAAAAGCUUGAUGCCAUCAACAGUGAGCUCGGAAGGCCUGAUAUACUGCUGUGACAAUGCAGAGAUUAAGGAAACUCUAAGCUCAGCAAUGGAGAGAAUGGAUGCUGUUCAGCUCCAUUUCAUGUCCUGGCCUAAUCACAGAAGCCAUUCUAGCCCUCCCCCUGCAUUUGGGGCUGCAGCCCUUCUCCCUCCAAGUUGA
Messenger RNA from Ipomoea nil (Japanese morning glory), 1142 nucleotides. RefSeq lists its product as uncharacterized. Lineage: Eukaryota; Viridiplantae; Streptophyta; Magnoliopsida; Solanales; Convolvulaceae. The coding region runs from base 36 to 1142 and encodes 368 amino acids. The record is from RefSeq and is a predicted model, not a curated record. The transcript is spliced from 4 exons.